This is a messenger RNA of Neurospora crassa OR74A, 1902 nucleotides long. RefSeq lists its product as hypothetical. Gene Ontology annotation, cellular component: phagophore assembly site. Lineage: Eukaryota; Fungi; Ascomycota; Sordariomycetes; Sordariales; Sordariaceae. Gene Ontology annotation, biological process: autophagosome assembly. The transcript has 5 exons. Bases 136 to 1686 code for a protein of 516 amino acids. The record is from RefSeq and is a predicted model, not a curated record.
ACAGCACUUACUCACCGGUGUACCUCCGUGGUCCGGAGCCUUUGACUUGGUAUAAGACCGACGACACACCCUUUCCAAUUCCAUUUCUGCAGUUUUCCUUGUUCUUGGUUGUUGACCACCCCUUCGGAUUUGACCAUGUCGCUCAGAGAGAGGCCAGGCUCGUCCUCCAACCAGGACAGAAGGGAACCCAGAUACCAUGUCUAUGUCCGACUUCCCUUCAAUCGGGGCGACUUCGUUGAUCCUCCACCAGUGAGCUGGGACGACAGGAAAUCCGAAGCGCUAUGGACGAUUAUCUCAGGGGUAUCGCAGACAGAGAUUGACUGGCACGAGCUGGCAGUCCAGUUCGAUGUCACAGUCGAGUUCCUCCUCCAGAUGGUCUCCUAUCUGACCGAGCGACACACUGCCCAACUGCGGGCACAGAUGAGGAAAGCCGCGAGUGGUCGCGGUUCCGCUGCUCCGUCACCGAUUCCCGGCGGCGAGCCUGUUGGGUACGCCGAAGGCUUGAGAAGAGCUGGUUCUGUCGGCGGCCGUACUUCAGCUCUCUCCAUGCGCAAGGAAGCUCUCGCUCCGAAAGACGAUGUCAAUACUCCUGGGAUACCCACCGCUAAGACGUCCUCUAACACUCUACGACCAGCCAUCUCGCGCAACUCGUCGCAAACCACUUUGAUCCCAGGGCAGAACCCGAGCCUCGGUGCUGCCCUUCCUACGACGACAAACAACAAGAUAGCCAGCAGGCUAAGCGAUCCGCAACGCCGGAGAGUAUCACUCUUGUCCAUUAACACCAAAGACGCCUCUUCCGGUGAUGCCAUUCACGAAACAGACGAUAACCGAUCCUACCGGCCCCCAGAGUCGCCAUCGCCAGUCGCCUCCACAUCACCAUCCUCCGACGAUUCAGACUAUGCCGAGCAAAUGCAAAGCCGCUACAUCCGCCGCCCUCCACGCUUUCAAUCAGCAGGCCAAAGUAAAGCCUCUGAUGAUGACGAUGACGAGCUCGCUUUCCUCCCUCCUACUCGGACCAGACAACACCAGCACCAACAACAGCAACAGCAACAGCAACACCAACCAAAAUUCCAACAACGUCAUAACAGUGACAACAACAACAACAACAAAAGCAACAACCCAACAGGCUCCACCUCAACCUCAGACGGCAGCGGCGCUCUAGAUCUCUACGCAACCGUGACCAAGCUCCCCCUGAACUACCGCGACCAUCAAUCGUCCCCUCGAAACAGGAUAGGGUCGUCUGGAUCACAAAAUCAGCAGCAGCAAGUUGGUCACGGUCACAGCCUGAGCAGUACGAAGAAUCAUCCCCAAUUAUCCACGAUCCAAUCGCAAACGUCAGACUCGUCUACCAGUUCGGCGGCCAUCAUUCCUAGCAACCCACGUCGACUUGCUAGCGGUGAACUGCGUGUAGGUACGAGUGGUGCAGGUGGUACAGGUGGACCUGGAGCGAGACUCCCCGGCCCACUGUCCCCAAGAAGGAUAGAUAUGCUGUCGAGAGAAGGAAGCGAAGGGGCGCCGAGUAUGGGGAGUAGUUUUAGUGAUCUUGAUGAUGCCUCGGUAACUCAGUCAGCACUCGAGGAAGCUCUAGCCAGUAGGAUGCAGGAUGGAACGAUUGGUAGUCGGAUGAGCAUGAUCGGGCACACUAUUAGGAGCAAAUACUUGCCCAGUAAGGGGAAUCGUCCCUAGAGGUAGAUGGAGACGGUGAGCAGACACUUCUUCAUUGAGCGUUGGACAAGCCGCACGUAUAUUUCCUGCGGCUAUGCGAAUGUAGUGUACGAGGCUCGUCCCUGACGAAAUCGUUGAGACCUUAACCGAAUGGUAGUAAAGAUAGACCGAACACAUUACAGUCAGUACAUUUAGACCUAUAGUAUACUCUUACUACGCAUCCAAGCAUCUUUAUCA